Messenger RNA from Nomia melanderi (Alkali bee), 6087 nucleotides. RefSeq lists its product as uncharacterized. The record is from RefSeq and is a predicted model, not a curated record. NCBI's taxonomy places the organism in Eukaryota, Metazoa, Arthropoda, Insecta, Hymenoptera, Halictidae.
UUCCGGGACACCGAAUGGAACGUCACCGGAAACGUCACUGGACAUCACCCGCGUCACCUGUACUUACCGAUCGCACUCUUCUUCUCGCGACACCCGUCGAUCCUCGUGUUACCUAUUCCCCGUGACACCGUACUGAUGGUUACACGAUUCGACGUCGUGACGAAUUAUUCCGUCCUCUGCGGAGAAACACACGGUUAUCUGGCUGCUCAUAUGGAACUAAAUUUGGACCGCGGGCUCAAGUGCUCGACACUUCAACUGCUCGCUGUAAGAGAGGACUACCGAAUCGCACGGAAACCACGAAUCCUACGAGAGGAAAUUAGCGAUUUAAGUAGAAUAAGUACAGAAUGGGUGCGGCUGGCAGUAGUAGCGGUGCACCUCCUCCGGCGACGCCAUUGGGAUCGCAGAGCGGAGAAACAUUUAUCUACGGGACAGAGGAAUCCUGCUGUCCGGAGUACACGAACGAAAAUAUACGACAAAGGACGAAGACCAGCGCGUUCGACGUGGGUGAAGAACCUCGAUCGCAGGGUCCCAGUCCUUACGCGACAUUGAGGGGUGAAGAAUGGUGGGAUCAGAGACCAUCGGCACCGAGUGUGUCGAACUUACGACCUCGUCGCCGCGAGACUCUGUUGACGUACGCGCAGAUGACAGGUUGGCAGACGGCCGAGGGGCACGGCCCUUCGUUCUUGCAGCAUCACCAAGAAGCCAUGGAGCUUUCGAGAGUGAUCUCGCAGCUCGCGGUGGCUAAUCAGCAGUUGGCGUCUGCUCACACGACUACACUGUCCCAUUUGGAAGAAUUGUACAAGCAGUUGAGGAACGAACGGGAAUCGAAGAGGCGAGAAGGCUCGCCGAUCGCGUCGAACGAAGCUGCGAAGAAAAGACUGACGACGGACCACGUAGAAAUCGAUGACGAAGGGCGACAGAGGCUAGAGUUGAGGAUCGACAGGCUGGAGAACCUGUUGAAGGACAAUUGGAACGAUUACCAGGAUCGGCAGAGAAAUCUUCAGCAGGAGGAAGACAGAAACCAUCGAUCUAGGAUAGACAGGCUCGAGCUGACUCCGAAAGCUCCAGGACUCGAGGAUGAAGAUGGGCGAACAACAAGUGUUUGUUCAUCGAAAAAUCGGGACUUACAGAUGGAUCAACAGACGAACGACGACGGUGUCGUUCGAAAUAGGGUUACAAAUAGCAUUGACGUACCUGAACACGAGUUAGCAAGUCAGUCAACGGUAGACGCGGUAGAUGACAAGUAUCAGACGAGGUCUGUUCAUAGAAUACGUAGCGAUGAAGAGACGAGCGAUUCGAGGUCCACCGACGAGACGGAUCGCUCGACGGCGAACUUGCAUUUAGAGAAGCCCGAGAGUGAAGGAACCAACGAGAAGGAUGAAGAACGAUCGGGACUCUGGAAGGUGAAUAAACUGGUGGAGGAAAUCGUGAGGUUAAAGGCUGAACGAUUAGAGUAUCGGUGUACCAGCGAAAGACUCGCGAGUGAGUUGGAUGAGCAGAAGGAGCUUGUGAAGAAGUUGACGGAGAAUUAUGAGACAUCGAAGACGCGAUAUGAGGAAAUGGAGUCCAGCUUACGGGAACGCGGUGAAGAAUACGAGAGGCUCAUGGCGAAAUUCGACUUCGCCACGAAAGAAACAGAGAGGUUGUUGAAGGAGAUCGACACGUACAACGCAGAAAAAGACACUGCCGAAGCUAGGAUCUCUAGCCUGGAGGAAGAUUUACAGAAGUCGUUGAUAGAGAAAGAGCAAAUUAAAAGCAUCGAGAGCCAGAAGACGUCGAAAUUAAAGGCGCAGCUGUCCGAGGAGGUAUCGGACAAAAAGAAGCAGAUAAAAGCUCUCGAAGACGCUUUGGAUGAGAUUCAAAGACUGAAGGAGACUAUCAAGACUGAGAAGAAGAGUGACGACGACGGCGCUUCAAAAGAAGAUAUAGACCCAAUCGAUUCGAUAGACGAUCCGCAAGAAAGUCCUCCAGCCGAUCGCACGACAAAUAUUGAAGAAUUCAAGAAAGAGUUGACUUUGAAGCGAGAAGCCAGGCAGCGAGCGAUAGCAGCCGUUUCGUCGGAAAUGGAGCGGCUCAGACGCGAAUUGGACGCGGAGAAAGAAGCUCAUUCCGAGACGUCAAGGGUUUUAGAUCUCCUGAGGUCUGCACAGAACGAUUCGCAGGGCCAGGUGCAAGCUAGAGAGGCUGACGGGAGCAUCAGGAGAUCUAGGUACAAAGAUCCGAAGCCGGAUGAACAUGAAUUGGCAAUGAAACGCAUGGAGGCUCAACGAUUGACGAGUAUAUUGAAGGUCUCCGACGAGCUGCGGAACGACAUUCGUUUCCAGAUCGAGAAAGUGGACGACUUGCGUUAUCACCUGGAAACUGAUCCCGAUCAGCAUCGUUGCCGCAUCCGUUUCUUGACAGACGUUACGAAUAAGACACGAGAAGCUCUUCAAUCCCGAGAAAGUCGUGCCAACGAGCUGAAAGACCAUCUCGCGCAGAUUCUGGUCCGAUUAGGGGACAGAAGUUUCUUAGACCUGAAGGAUGACGUUGGCCUGGAGUGCGAACGUCAGCUGGAGAACAUCAAUAGCCUGAAAACCCUCUACAACGAGAGGCUGAAAGUGCUGACCGAAUUGAAAGACUCAGCGGUCAGGGAACUCACCGAUGUCAAGGAGAGAUUGGAUCAUACAUUGAAGAAGUCCGAGUGCUUGGAAGAAGACUUGAAGAAGGCUGACGAAAAGAUCGAUGCUCAAGACUCCGAGAUAUCGAACUUGGAGUCGCAGCUGGGACUCACCAAGGCAGAUUGUAGGGAUCUACAGAAUCAGAUGUCACUCAUCAAUGGGCUCUUCACGCAGAUGCUUCUGGGUGCUUCCUCCGCCGACAUGGACCUCGAUCGAUUGACUCAGUUACUUCAGGAGAAUCAUGAUUUAAUAAGUAAUAUAGCAAGAGAGGAGGGCACCGAGGCAGCAGCGCUUCCAAAGCUGCUUUUGGACCUGGUGGAACAAGUCGAGGGCAGCAAAGGCUCCCAAAAGCGCAGUGACGGGGAGAAUGGAGCCGAAAAUGAGAUAGAAAAGAAAGACGACGAUCUACAACAGGAAGAAAUAGCACACAAUCUGCCUAAGGUCUGGCGUGUUUUACUGGAACUACUAAGUUGUCACGCUGAAGGAGCUCAAACCGCAUCAGCGGCAACAUCUUCGGACCCUAACAGUUGUUACAAGUCCGUGGAUACUCCAGCUGGACCUACAUUAGUGAUAUCAGUCAGCAAGACGUACAUUCGUCUAAAGGAAUUGAUACUAGAGAAGAAACACUUGGAGAAGGAAAUGAACAGGAUGAAGCAGCUGAAUUCUCAUUUGGAAUGUAAACUUGGAGAACAGGAAAAGAGGUUGUCAGCAGUAUCAGCGGAGCUUAGUAAAACUUGGACCAUUGUUGACCGAAUGCAGGCUCAGCACCAGCAGCUGCACACCCACGAGAAGAUUUUACGAUACGAGUUGCAACAAAAGCGGAAAAUGCUGCAGGAGUUGAAGCAAGAGUUAGAGUACUGCCGCGAGAAAUGGGAGUCUGCCAGACAGAAGAACACCAACACGGAGUUAGAGUGGAGGAGUUUGCGACGAGAGUUCGCUGCGAGGAAAGCUAUGGCUGUUCAUGAUUCGUUUAGUAACAGCGCUGAGAGUGGAUUCAGCGACGAACGAGGAGACGAUACCGACGAGGAAGAGGACAACGCAGUUGAAGAAAGAAUUAGGCUGGGCUCUCGCAGGAGACCGCGAAAGGAGAGUCCUCGAGCACCAUCGCCAGACACAGAAUCAGAGCAGCCAACCGACACGGAACUCUCAGAACCAAAAACAAGUUCUUCAACGACUCUGGGUCAACGAACGCCCAGUCCGGAAACGGAAGCUGAACUGGACGAGACCGAAGCAACAGAAAUAACUUUGAAUACUGAAUCUGAAGAUCAGCUGAUAUCAGAUGGCUCACAAGAAUCCCUGGAUCCCCUAGACCAAGCUCUAUCAAACGUCAUUCAGAAUCUCAUCGUCAUGAACGAUCCAAACGCAACACCACCAGACUACGAAAAUCCAAUCGAAGAAGCGAUUAUCACCGAAAUCAUCGCAAACAGUGAAUCCUCGUUAUCUUUGCCUACCACAGACCCAAACAUCGAACCUUGUACUCCAACACAGAAUCCAGAAUCACCAGAAAUUACCAACGAAGAAUGUCCUGUCGUGGAAGUUUCCCACCACGAAGAGCUACCGAUCAUCACGGAAGAUCCCCAGAAGGCAGCAGAAGCGGACGGUGAGAAAGCAAAGAACGAAGAAUCACCCUUGACCUCGUCUGUGUCUCACGUACCCAUCGUAACUAGCCCAGCCAGCACGCAGCAUGUUUUCAUUAUCGGACCCCUCCCCCCGUCAACACCAUCGAUCGUGAAAAAUGUCCAGUUCAGCGAUCCCCUGAUCAUGGGCCCGUCUAAUUCAUUUUUUGCUCCAGUCUUCGGCACACCAUUGUCAGACACGGACGAUCAUUUCGACGGCGUAUCCUUUUCAUCCUCGUUCGACUCGUCUGCGUCGAUUUCGCCCUCGUGUCAGGACAACGAGUCCAAGAGCCCGGAGAAACGCGCUGGCAAGUCGGUAGACAACGUCAUCGACUCGGACAGCGUUUCGGUGGACUCGUCAUCGAGCUUGGAAACGGUUAAAGAAUUUCCUGCAGCGGAACCGCUGGCUGAAGCUGAGAAAAAAGAGAAUGCGGAAACGAAGAAAGAGGAGACUAAGGCCACCCCGAAAACUAGGACUCCUGAGGAAGCUUUAGCUGCUAGGGAAGAUAGAUUGAAGAGACUGGAGGAGCAAGCUAAGUGGUUGAUGAAUAAGAUGAAUGCUACUAGCAGGAGAGGAUCCGCGUUGAGCACCAGGCUGGAAGAGCUUCACGAAGCUUACGGCGAACCACCUGCACCUCCGCCGAUGCCAGAUGUCCUGCCUAGUAGAAGGUUGAGGACGAACUUAGCGGAUUUGCGACCACAGGCAUCUGAAUCAUCUGCCACAGAAGACACGGAAAAUACUAGGAAACCCGUCUCGAGCGAAAUUUCCAACGAAUCAUCGUCGGAUAAGGCGCCUUAAGACGCCCACCAUAUUUAUUGUACGAAGAAACAUUGCUCGACGUUUAUUUUCGUCAUAGACGGAAGCACGUGUACGUAUCGGACUCUGAAAAUGCGUUGGCUCUCAUUGUAAACAAGCUUUACGUAAUUGCAAUGGAUCGAAAUGUUUUGGCUUCGGCGCAACAAUAAAAUUAAGGCUCAGACAAGAACAAACCGAAUGCUAUAAAUAGUGUUUACCAACUUGAUUGUGCCUUCUUACACGAUUUUUCGAAUCUACGAACCAUUUUAACUCAUGAUAUAUUAAAUAAAGGAAAAGACUUUGAAACAUAUCAUCGAUUCAAAGCGGUCGACGUUCUUACUUAAGUAUUUUUAUUAUCGAUGUGCCAUCGUUGAUAUCGGUAUAAGUAAUCUCUUGUCGUUCCUAACUGCGGAAGUAAAUGUGAUCACUCAUGAAUCCGUUCCUGUUUUGUACCUUCUACAAUUGUACCUACUAAUUUCUCUACGCACAUAAAGAAUCAAUAAACAUCACUGUGGUUUUAUUAAGCAACUAAUCCCAUAAUAAUAACCAUAAAUUGAACUGGAAAAAAAAUUGUAAAUCGUUUUCUGAAAAUCUAUCUUAAAUGGCGAUUCAAUGUUUUCGUUACACAAAUCUGUGGAGAUAAUACUGCAGUUCACGAUUGCAUUGCAAUUCGGCUAAUUGCUUUUCAAAUAAAAUAUCAAACUAAUUAUUGUACAAAGUGUUUACAGACUUUCUUACCAGUAAACUAUUUCUAACGGAAAUAGGGAUUGAAAAAUAAAUUCCGACGAGUUUCUCAUUGAUGGGAUCGAUAUGAUUUAUUUUAAAAUAAUUAACAAUCUUCAGGAUGUAAAACUUUCUCGUCAUGCACCUCCCGUCCGCGCAAUCGAACGCUCGAUGAGUUUUCUAUAACUAUAUGUAUACGAUAGAUAUGUAUAAUAUUCACAAGACGUCGCUAUCGUAGAUUAAUAAAAUUCGUACAAAAUCGUGUAUGUAACAAAAACAGCUUUAGGUACGC